AUGGCCUUUUUGCCCCCCGUCACAAUCCUCAGCCUCGUCCAUGAUCGGAUUCGCCCCGAGAAACUCUUCAACGAAGACACCGACGAUCCGCCCCUACAUAGCGCUCCCCAGAGCAGUACCAGUUGGUCCGCCGAGCUAAUGAAGCCUGUCGUUGUGGCUUUGGAGCGGCCGGUCGAAAACUACCUCCGCAUCUACGCCAGCUUUUAUAACGUCUGGACCCGCCUGAGCACCGAACAUCAUCUCCUGACUGAUCACUCCGCAUCGAUCAUCAGCGAACACGAUGUCGUCCGAGAGUCUGCCAAGCAUAUGCUGCACCCGGUGCAUCAGGUCAUGGUGCUGUUCGGCGCAGUGAAGAGUGCGGGGCGCCAUGACGGUGUUCAUUUCGAGGUCCGCACCAUCGGCGAAAGCGAAGUCACUUCCAUGGAUGGAGUCACGGCCAACGGCGCGCCUGCCAUGCUGGAAGGCCGCCCGGACAUGCUGUUGGAAACAACCAGGACUGCUGCAGGUCGACGAUACCAUCGGAGGGCGCCGGGGGACAUGGACUGCCGGGUGGUGUGGGCUACUGGAGGCGCGCCGGAAAACGGAAAGCAUGGUUGUCAUCGGGAGUGCAAGUGA
This is a messenger RNA of Verticillium alfalfae VaMs.102, 615 nucleotides long. RefSeq lists its product with no specific name. Bases 1 to 615 code for a protein of 204 amino acids. The transcript is spliced from 3 exons. Lineage: Eukaryota; Fungi; Ascomycota; Sordariomycetes; Glomerellales; Plectosphaerellaceae. The record is from RefSeq and is a predicted model, not a curated record.